Messenger RNA from Stylophora pistillata, 2239 nucleotides. RefSeq names its product PHD finger protein 24. The record is from RefSeq and is a predicted model, not a curated record. Lineage: Eukaryota; Metazoa; Cnidaria; Anthozoa; Scleractinia; Pocilloporidae. Gene Ontology annotation, molecular function: calcium ion binding.
UAUAGUUAAUUACUUGUGUAAGCCGCUAAUGAAGGCGUGCAUGAAAAAACACUAAUGUGAAUACACAUAUUAAGCAUAAAUAUGUAAGCUUAAGAGGCAAAAUGGGAAACACUGUCAACAUUCGUCGACGGCAAAAUGUUCAAGCUGAACAAACACUUGCUACAGUAAAAGCAGCGGGUGUUUUUAAAGCAAGAACGAAAGAAGCACAAGCAAAAAGGACAAAUGCAUCGCAACAAAUAGAAGAGGUAGUUAAAUUGAAAUUUCGCAGGAAAUCUAAUGUGUUUGGGUAUAAACCCAUUGGACGACUUGCUGCGGUCGAUGGAUCGCCACAAAUAAACGCCACAAGUUCCCAGAAGGAUAUUCUAAAGUUUGUACGCAGGGUCAACGUCAGCGAUAAGCUAGCUAUUAAGGACACGAGAGUUGCAUGGAAUGCGUUGAGAGACUUAGCCAGCCGUGAAAGAGUUCCCGCUAUCCAAGAUACAGGCCGAGGGCGUUUCAAAUUGAUAACUGAUGUCGUUAAGUUCACUCAAAGAACUUCCAUGUCAGUCAAAAAAAACAAGGUGGCCAGGGAAUUUUUCUACAACGACGCGCUAAUUACAGAACGGGAAACGCUUUGCCAUUUAUGCCACUCUUCCUCCAUUGAAGAAGGUCCUCUCAAUCCUUGCCGUAUCUGUCCAAGGGUUUAUCACACUGAUUGUCUAGCUAAGCAAGGGCAUCUUUCAGGAGAUAGGGCAGUUGAAACUCUAGCGCUUUCAAAUUCAAAAAUCGGCUGGAGUUGCUGUAAUUGCGAAAAUUUAUUCGAUCUUUUAUCUGACAACGAAAAGAUUGAUAUAAUGGAGACCUUUGAUCUAAUGGACACCAAUCAAGAUUCCUUUAUUAACAAAGAGGAGUAUCUCUCAUACAAAAAGGAGUAUUACAGGAAGUUACUUGGCAGCGAAAUGCCCAGUUAUCUAGUGUUAAUGGAGGAGCGGACAUUUGAAGACAUGGAUAGGAACAACAAUGAUCUUAUUGACUGGUGGGAGUUUGCGAUUCCUAUGUGCGUCAGGAAGUUAAGUGAACGGAGAAAGAGAACACUCCCUGCUUUGCUUACAAAACAGGAAAUUCACAAACUCAGAAGAUUUUUCAAAGAAUACGAUAUAGAAGGAGACGGGGAAAUUAGGGAAGAUUUAUCUCGGGUGGUCUUUAAGAACUGGUACCUCUCUUUGAUAAACCUACGAGAAGAGGAUAUCCCGAUCUGGGAUUGGCUUGGGAAUGAGUUUGUCAAAAUAGACGAUAAAAAGGAGUAUUCGCUGCGUCAGAAGUUAACCACAGUGAAGUGGAAAGACUUCGUGUUAAAUCACGCGUUGUACAUCCUUGCUGCGCGACCAAAUACAGGAUCCAUGAGGCCUUAUGUUCCACAUUUCAACAGUUUACAUUCGGAGUUCGAGGAAGAUGAUGAUGAUAUUGAAUAUUAUUAGCACAAAAUGCCCUUCAUUUAGAAGAAAGAUAAGUCCUGUCUUAAAUAUUUUCAUUCUUUGUUCUUAUGGCGUGUCUUGGCAAUAUUACGCAUACGUGAAAAUCAUGUCUUCAUCAGAGGACAUUAAGUAAUAUAUGAUAUGACGUACUAUUCGGUAUGUUUUGUAAAGUAAAAGUUAGAUUAAGUUGGUGUGUUUUGAAGUAGAAGAUUUACUCUAUAGAAAACAGUUUUUUUUUUCUCGUUUAAUAACUUCUGCAGGAGUCCCUGCUUCUGAAAUUAGGGGGCGCAUUAUCUGCUAGAAACCCUCUCUUCAUUGUUCUCUUAUCAUAAUUUGUUCAGAAUCUUCAAUUUUAUUGUGAAGUCCAGUUUUCUCCCCGAAAGUUGUUGUAGUUCAGUUGUGAGUUGGGACUAAGAAUAUUCCUAUGUACCUUGUCUCCGUUCAUAUAUUCUCAUCUUCAUCCUCUUUCCCAGGGCUUUUGCCAUUUUUUUCGAGAGUAAAGCCCCGUGGGCGAGGUUGUUCACAUCUUCUACUUAGGUCAGUUCGAAUGGCUAUUAGAGAAAGCAUAAAUAGCGGUCACAAAAAUGUAACGAUGCCACGCAAGAAUCAAGGAAUUAAAAUAAUUUAUUCCAAAACGAUAAUACUAACAAGAAACAACGUGACGUAGAGGUUUUUUUUUUGUCUCUUUUGACUCAACUUUGUCUAGUAAAAUGUCAUUUUGUGAAAUAAAUGGCCGAGACUUGUGAAAAUGUCUUAGAGUAUAGUCAAGAAACAUUUAAAAUUUA